AUGGCUACCGAGUACGAUGUUGCCGUCGUCGGGCUUGGCGCGUUGGGAAGCGCUGCUGCUUACCAUGCCGCCCGGAAAGGUGCCAGAGUGAUUGGCUUUGAACAGUUUGAGCUCGGCCACGUUCGCGGCGCUUCGCACGAUACUUCACGCAUUAUUAGGACAUCAUACGAGGCACCGCAAUAUGUCGCUCUGGCAAAAUCUGCAUACAAAGACUGGGCUGUCCUGGAGGAAGCUGCAGGACAGAAAUUGACAAACAUUACGGGUGGCCUGGUGUUUUUGCCUGAGGGUGGCCCUCUUUCUGCAGAGUCGUUUUCCACGAGUUUGGACCAAAACGACAUUCCGUAUGAGCUGCUUUCCUCGGACGAAGUGAGUAAGAGAUGGCCCCAGUAUAGCAUCGCCAAUACUGUCAAGGUGGUCUACACUCCCGACUCCGGUAUAGUCCAUGCAGCCAAGGCUGUUAUGGCCAUGCAACACAUGGCCCGCGCACAUGGAGCGCAGCUCAAAGAGCUUACACCAGUCACAUCUAUUAAACCACAGGAAGGAAGUGUGACUAUCGAGACCCCAAGCGGCACGUUUUCUGCCAAGAAGAUCAUCCUUGCCACUGAUGCAUGGACCAACGAGCUGAUCGCCCCUCUGGGAGUCGAGAUCCCGCUCCAGAUCUCGCAAGAGCAGGUCACAUAUUUCAAGCCCGCUGACGUGUCUACCUUCGAGUCCAGUCGGUUUCCGGUUUGGAUAUGGCAUGCAGAUCCCUGCUUCUACGGAUUCCCCGUGUAUGGCGAGCCUACUUUCAAAGUCGGCCAGGACGGCGCCAUGAACCUGAUGACGCCUCAGAAGCGAACGUUCGUUCACUCCGCGAAGCUACUCCAUGACUUGUGCUCCUUUCUCGGAGGAUUUAUCCCUGAUGAGGCCCGGGAGCCUCUGCGCACAGUGACUUGCCAAUAUACCAUUACACCAGAUAGACAGUUCAUUCUGAGCGCUCUUGACAAGCAUCCUAAUGUUAUUGUCGGGCUUGGAGCAGCGCAUGCGUUCAAAUUUGCGCCGGCGAUUGGAAGAAAUCUAGCCGAGCUUGCAAUUGAUGGAAAGAGUACCGACGAUUUGUCCAAGUUUGGCCUGCCAAGUGGUGUCGGCAACGAAUAA
Akanthomyces muscarius is the source of this 1137-nucleotide messenger RNA. RefSeq lists its product as uncharacterized. Gene Ontology annotation, molecular function: sarcosine oxidase activity; flavin adenine dinucleotide binding. The transcript has a single exon. The record is from RefSeq and is a predicted model, not a curated record. NCBI's taxonomy places the organism in Eukaryota, Fungi, Ascomycota, Sordariomycetes, Hypocreales, Cordycipitaceae. The coding region runs from base 1 to 1137 and encodes 378 amino acids.